CAAUUGUCAGUUGAGGAUGAAUAGCAAGUUUUUUACGCUUGUUUCUAUAGUUACUGUACUUUGGAACUUAAUUACUUGUAUUAUUCUUUUGGAAAGAAUAUACCUCGGUGCUGAGAGAGAUUUGUUGCAGUUACAACGGGCGUUGGUUAGAGUCCGUUCAAGCAAGACUCCUAAGACACCUCUAUGGUCAAGAAAAUACCAGAUUCCUUUGAAGAUGGGUCAAGGUUGGUAUGGUUGGCCUCCUCGCUGCAUCAAGUUGUCACACCUGGAACCAACAAGUGUCCAACUGUAUAUACGUAUCCUGGACGAGAAGGUUGGUUUCAUCUGCGAUCUUUAUGAACAGCAAAGGGGCUUUAUUGAGAGAAAGUUUGUUAGUUCUUGUCAGCCAAACGCUGCACCGAGAAACCUUUCCUGCUUUAACUGUGGGUUUGAAUUUUUAAAGUUUGAUUUGCCUUGGCAAGGCAAUUACAAAGUUAUUGUUAAAGGUACAACCAAGUCAGAUACCUGUUGUUUGAUCUUUUCAACUCCUGGUGAUAAUAACAACUGGAUCAAUGAUCCUUCUUUCCAAGUUUUUGGUACACCUUUACUACGCCACUGGUUAGGUUUAUCAUCAACAAGGACGUUGAAAUAUUGGAUGCCACUUUAUUCGAAUGGUUACGACGUGGAUUGUGUCGUGAAUCAUAGUUGUGGUUUGUUAUUGGGACGUUUGCAGUCGUCUUUUGGAGACCCUCAGUCCUUUGGGAAGUCAGAUCUAUUCGGUGUCUUGCAGCCCAUUUGGAUAGCAAAUAACUUGAGAGCUGACAUAAACUUUUUAUGUAUUGAAAUGAAUGUUCAGAGCUUAUCAAAUGUGCGAUCUCUUAAUUGUUUCAUGGUUAUUUAUGGAACAACUUCUCAAAUGCGUCGUCAAAAUUUUGUAUUGGAUCUUGUUUGCUUAAGAGACUAUAGCAAAUUGGUCUUGCAAUUGAAGGUUGACAGAUCCGAUCCAUUUCUUUAUUUGGCAUUGGUGAAGAAUGCUUCUUCAGAUGAUGCUGUAAAAGUGACCAAUAUACGAAUACAACCUAAGCAGAGCCUUGUCGCAAAUGUCUCAGAAAAUGUAUGGAGAGCGCCUUGUCUUAUGAAUGACUAUACCAACGAUAUAUUUACUAUUUCUCGUUGGAGAAAGCCCAAUAAGUCAGAAUUAACUUUAGCCAUACCAUUAUCGAUGCAUAGAAUGUUUAUUCUAAAGGAAUUGUUGAAGUUCUACAAGACAGGACCAGUUGUCGCAGUCAUUGCUAUACAAAGUGAACAGGAAAAAAAGGAACUGUUGGAAUACUUAUCAAUAAUUCCUAAUAACAUGAGAAUGAACGUUGAAUUUGUAAUAGUUCUUAUUUCUCCAUGGAAAGACCGAUUUCCCAUUAAUCAACUUCGAAAUAUAGCAUUGAAAUAUACAACGACAGAUUUUGUUUGUGUCUUAGACGUAGAUACAUUUCCAGUUUCUUCUGCGUUUACAGCAUUUCCACAAAUAAUGGAAAAGGAACCGGAAUUGUUACCCAUGAAUAGGAAACGAUGCCUUGUCGUAACCAAUUGGAUUGCAUCGGACUCGGAACAACUUGUCUAUCCUAGUGUGGAAGAUUUGAAAUCCAAAUACCUAAAAACCUGGUUUCCUUACUGUGAAGCCUCUCAAAGUCCGAUUUCAUUUCGACGCUGGCUUUAUGAUAACAACUCGUAUUUUGUUUCCUUUAGACCCAACUUCGAACCUUACUGUAUUAUGAGAACUCGAGACUUUAUUUUAUUCGAUGAACGUUUUCAUGGCUAUGGUUUUAAUAAGGUAUCCUGGGCUCUCGAAGCAACUCUACAAGGAGUAGAGUUUCUAGUUGACAAUCGCUUCUUUGUGUUACACAAGGAUCAUCCUACUCAACUUGUGGAAAAUUCUCUCCAAUAUUGCAUGAACUGGAUACUUUACUAUGCUUUUGUCAACGAAAAAUUAUUUGAAACAACUCAAUAAAUAGGAGUUCAGCCAAGUCGUCUUUUCGCAACCUGUU
This is a messenger RNA of Galdieria sulphuraria, 2021 nucleotides long. RefSeq names its product glycosyltransferase-like protein LARGE. The transcript has a single exon. The coding region runs from base 17 to 1984 and encodes 655 amino acids. Lineage: Eukaryota; Rhodophyta; Bangiophyceae; Galdieriales; Galdieriaceae. Gene Ontology annotation, molecular function: xylosyltransferase activity; glucuronosyltransferase activity. Gene Ontology annotation, biological process: protein O-linked glycosylation via mannose. The record is from RefSeq and is a predicted model, not a curated record.